AUGGUCCUAUUAGUAUUAACUGACCGUAUUCGAAGGGCAGUCUUUGUCGCUAUGGAAUCUCCAGAAUUUGAUAGCGAGGCGAAAGCAAGACUCAAGUCAUACAUCAAAGGAAGUUCUUGUCUUCCACUUGACCUGGUCAAAGAAGUUUCAAAAUUUCUGGUCAGUCGCGAUGGAAAAAUUGGUCGUGAGAUCGGUCUAUCAAAUUACUGGUUACAUGAAUUACUCACGGGUAGCGGAGUCUAUGUUGAGCAGCACAAAGAAAAAUCAAAGAACCCAAAACUGAUUGCACGUCUCGAGGAAAUUCUCGCCACACAGGCAAACAAAGAAUACGCUCGUAUGAUUGGUCGUGUUGCAUCAUCGUAUGAUGUGGAAACGUUCAAGAUUUUAGACACGGAAGAGUUUGCGUCGAUUCGUGGUCAACUUACCGCUAUUGUUAAUAUCACGUUUACCGUCGUGGCGGUGUUCGCUGCCGUAUAUCACGUUUCUCAAACUAUCACCGGAGAUACAGGAAUGCGUGUAUUACUUGCAGGUUUUGGUGGCCUAAUUACGAAGUCAACAAAAUCACGAAAACCUGGUGCGCGGCGAGCGACAUAUUGCUCGAGUACCGCUUAUAUAAACAGCAAAACUGCUGGCGUGAACCCAACGCUUCCUAGUUACCGUAUCAGUCAUGUUCCUCAUUUUGACAAACCAUCAUCGACUAUUAACAUUAAUACUCGCCGAACACACAUACCGAGAACCAAAUCGCUAUAA
Molecule: messenger RNA, 750 nt
Organism: Ambispora leptoticha
Lineage: Eukaryota; Fungi; Glomeromycota; Glomeromycetes; Archaeosporales; Ambisporaceae
Source: the annotation of a GenBank genome assembly